Molecule: messenger RNA, 3915 nt
Organism: Labrus mixtus (cuckoo wrasse)
Lineage: Eukaryota; Metazoa; Chordata; Actinopteri; Labriformes; Labridae
Gene: fbxw2
Product: F-box and WD repeat domain containing 2
Exons: 8
Coding region: 512-1876 (454 amino acids)
Molecular function (GO): protein binding
Source: RefSeq, a predicted model, not a curated record
UAAAUGCCAACGAAACCAAAAAAUCUAAAAUAAGUAUGAAAUCUCUAUGUAAUGAUUACUCGUGUAAAGAAUGUGUGAUUGGCUUACUUUUCUGACAGUUUCCAUCGCACGCAUUUGCUUCCGGCGUAGCAAAUACGCCAACGCCGCCUCCCGUAAGACCGAGCUGAGGGAGAAAACGGCACCAGGGCAGGAUAGCGUUCCAUUAUGUUCAGGUUUUCAUGCUGUCAGAAGCUGCCAUCCUUCUCUCUGUCUUACUACCGUAGAAAUAAAAAGAAGACUACAUAAUUAGGAGCAUAAUGUAGUUAACAAUCAACAGAAUCAAGUUCUGUCAUCAUGUUGCUGAGCUAACGUCAGCUACGAGGCUAGCGAGGUUACUUUGACAAUCCUUUUUAAGUUGCUAGCUGACAGGUUAGCUUACCGCGGCUAACUCCGCUAUGUGAACUCACUCAGAGGCGAUAAACGAACUCCCUGCAACUCUCAGCUGGGUGUUGCAGGUCGCUCUCAUGUGCCCAUGGAGAAGGUGGCCUUUGAGGGGUGGCUGGAGUCAAUCUCCACCACUUUCCUUACUCUGAAUGACCAGCAGAGGAACCAGUCUCUGGACCACCUCAUCUCUCUGAGCGGUGCUGUUCAGCUCCGUCACCUGUCCAAUGGGCUGGAGACGCUGCUCAAACGGGACUUCCUGCGCCUCCUUCCUCUGGAGCUGGCUUUCUACCUGAUGCGCUGGCUCGACCCUGAGACCCUGCUCAUCUGCUGCCGCGUCUGCAAACAGUGGAAUAAGGUCAUCAGCUCGUGCCCUGAGGUGUGGCAGGGUGUGUGUCGGGAGCUCGGCUGGAGGAUCGACGAGUCCAUCCAGGACGCCACUCACUGGAAGGGGAUCUACUUGAAGGCCAGACUGAGGAUGACGCAGCUGAAGGACCAGGAGGCCUUCGAGACGUCGUCCCUCAUCGGACACAGUGCUCGAGUGUACGCCCUCUACUACAAGGACGGACUCCUCUGCACAGGAUCUGAUGACCUCUCUGCCAAACUUUGGGACGUACGUACCGGCCAGUGCAUUUACGGGAUCCAGACUCACACCUGUGCCACAGUGAAGUUUGAUGAGCAGAAGCUGGUGACCGGCUCCUUCGACAACACUAUUGCAUGCUGGGAGUGGAGCUCCGGUGCUAAAAUCCAGCAGUUUAGAGGCCACACAGGAGCAGUGUUCAGUGUGGACUAUAACGACGAGCUGGACCUGCUGGUCAGCGGCUCUGCGGACUUCUCUGUGAAGGUGUGGGCACUGUCGGCUGGGGCGUGUCUCAAUACUCUAACCGGACAAACCGAGUGGGUCACCAAGGUGAUUCUACAGCAGAGUGAGGUGGAGUCUAUGCUGCACAGUCCGGGGGAUUACAUCCUCCUUAGUGCUGAUAAAUAUGAAAUAAAGGUCUGGCCUUUAGGCAGAGAGGUAAACUGCAAGUGUUUGAAGACUCUGUCGGUGUCGGAGGAUCGCAGCAUCAGCCUGCAGCCUCGUCUUCAGUUUGACGGGAAAUACAUCGUCUGCAGCUCCGACCUCGGGGUCUACCAGUGGGACUUCGCCAGCUUUGAGAUUCUCAGGGUGAUAAAGACACAGGACCCAGCUAACCUGUCCCUGCUGAGUUUCGGCGAGGUCUUUGCGCUCCUCUUCGAUAACCACUUUCUGUACGUGAUGGACCUGAGGACUGAGGCGAUCUCGGGACGCUGGCCUCUGCCGGCCUACAGAAAGUCCAAACGAGGGUCCAGCUUCCUGGCCGGGGUGACGUCGUGGCUGAACGGCCUGGACGGGGACAAUGACUCUGGACUGGUGUUUGCCACCAGCAUGCCCGACCAUAGCAUUCACUUAGUCCUGUGGAGGGAGAACGGAUAGAGGAGGGGGACACGAGCCGCCAUGAUGGGUGCUCCAAACAGCCAAGAUACACAAUGCAUGGACCAAAGCAUUUUGUUUUUAUCUGUUUCUUCCUCAGCAUACAAUCCUCCUCCUCUCACACACACACUCACAGACUGAGAAAGAAGGGGAAACUAUCGCUCUGGAUUCUUCAGAAAAGUAAAGCUCUCUGCGGUCUUCUGAUGGCGGGCAGAGACAGAAGCCAACAUGUGUCAGUGGCAACUAAAGAAUCUGUCAAAAAUAAACACAACCGUAGAUGCUCUGGUGUGAGAAUCUAAAGGGUUAAUGUUUCUGUCACAUCUGCUCUUUGAUCAGUGACACAGUUGGAACAUGCCGACCUUUCAGUCAUCGUCUUGGGGUCAACGUUGGCCUCUGAAGACGGCGUCACGUGAGCUGUAUCUCAAACCUGCAUGAUGCUAAGCUGCUCACUGAGCAGAUCUGCAGAAACAUUACAGGAAGAGAAGAGUCGCCUUAAAUACAGACAGUGUACAUAACGGAGAACGUCUCCUGUGAGGUCAGAGGGUCACGUUAAAGGGGAAUUUUGGUAUUUUUAAACUAAAAACCUUUUGUUUUUCUUAUUCUGGUGUCGAAACGACUAAAAGGUACAAAAAGUGUCUGAAUGUCUCCAGUCGAUUUGUUCAUCCUGCAGGAGGUGAACAGGCUGUUUGUGUCUGUACCUUUAAAUAUGUAAAUGAGCUGUGUCUGACCACGCCCCCUCUCUGGAAGGGCUCAGGUGCCUCGGUCUUUCUCUCUCCAUGUCCUAUUGUUUACGGUGAGAAGGCAGACUCAGAGGGCAGAACAAACACCUAGCUGUGGGAGUGUCACCCACCUGGGGGAGGGGUUACUGCCCUUUGUGAUGUCAUGAAGGGAAAAUCUCCCAACGUCCUGUUUGAGCACACAUUUUCUGAAAAGUGGAGCAGGCAAAAGACGGAGAGGAUGGACUUUUCUCAUCAUUGGAGGGUUUGUAGACUAGAGACACAUAUUAGAGUUAGAGGAACAUGGUGAAGACGUUACAGUCUGUUUACCUGCAGCAGGAUGAAGAGAUCAACCGGAGACAUUCACAUUUUUAUGUUCUUAUUAUUCAUGUGGAACCUAAAAUAAGUAAAACCAGGUCCAGAGUUUAAACAGUACUUCCGCUCCCCUUCAAAGGAGGUGUCCCUGAGAGCGUUUCAGACGGUCUGCAGUGACCCGGGUGCUGAGGUGGUUUUGGUACAUUGUUGUGUACAAUGUAAAACUUUGUGAGGUUUCAUGUAAUCGCAGAAUCUGCUUUUUCUACAGGAUGUGUGGUUUAAACGUGGGCUUGAGAAAAUGUGAUGUGCCUUUUUCAGUUGGUUUGAUGUUACAAACUAGAAUUCCUCGGCACGUUGCAGUGAGCUGCUGCAUUGUAACUUACAUUCAUGUUUUUUCAUAUAUUUACUGUGCUCUAACAGUCCAGGAUGUCUGUACUUUUAUAGUUCUCUUCCUGACAGUGACUUGCUUAUGAAUCGUCGACUCUGUGAAAACAUCAGGGUUAGUUUUCUUAACUACUCGAUGCGUCUGAGGGAGCGACAAACGGACGGUCUGCUUUGUGCAAAAUAAUAAAAACUAUUAUUUCAGACUGAAAUUUGAAACCUGACAAUUCGACUUCUACAAAUGUGAAUGUUUGCUUUUCCCAUAUUCUUCAUUGACGUCUUCCUGUACAUCAGGCAGCACAGGUUGAAAUGUAUUCAUGUGCACCAAACCUCGUCACUAAAAGGUGAGUUUGCACUACAGACACAGCAGCAGAUUUACAGACUGUCACUUCAGGUGUUCGAGUCCAGUAGAUUCUGUCUGCAGCUCCAAGUUCAAAUGAAAAAACCUGAUUUGUACAUAAAGAGACAAAGUAAAAUGGGACGUAAAGCUCUUGCUGAUGUAUCUCUUCAGAGUGGAUUGCAUUGAAUCACUGCACACUGGUAUUUCUCACACUCUUCUAUCGCACUGUCACCUGCAUCGGUCUACAAUCAGCUCAAUACUGCAGACUUUCAAUAAAUACAGCAAAUGCA